GACGGACCCGAAGCUCGAGCGUUCACUCUCGACCACGUCCUCUUACAGAUUAUCUCUCCCAUCCCUGAGCUCUGCAUUGGGCACCACCGACAAUAAAACAUAAUACAUCAUAAAUAUUAAUUACCUAAAAUUAACUAUAAUAUAUGUACACUGUUAUUGUAAUUAAUUAAUAUUAUCAUAUAAUAUUGUAUUGUAUUCGAUUUUGGGCAAUAACGGUGAAACUGACAAAACCGAUCCCGCCAUGGACAUGAAUCAAAUUUUGAAAGACCUUCCCAAGGAAAUGCGAGCUAUGCAUAUCAAAGGAGAAAGAGCAAAACGUGAAUUGGCUGAAUUGGAAAAUAAGGAAAAGUAUGCUGUAAGGAAGUUGAUGGAGGCAACAUUACAAAAGAAAAAGGAGAAUGAGGCGAUGUUAAAAGCGGCUCAAGAAAGCUUGGAUUGCUUGAUACAAAAACUUAACGAGCGUAAGGCUAAAAGUGAAAUUUUGAUGAAGAAAAUCAAUCAAAAACGCAGUAACUCGCUCAUGGUAGACAUGCAGGAUAGAGAAGCAGCUCAAAAUCAUGCUGAGAUCACCAAGCGAAUGAUGGAAAAGAUACAAGAGCAAACUGAAAUUGUAGAAAAGCAAACUAUCAUACUGAAACGUUCACAUGGAUCCAAAGAAUCGUCCAAAUACUAUCGUUCUAAGAUCAAUAAUUUGAAAGCAGAGAUUGCGGAUAAGCAAAAUGAACUGGAUUAUGUGUUGAAUGUAUACACCGGAUUAGGCAAAGCUUGCCAAGAGAUGCAUCAGAAGAACGUCAAUAAGUCAUCGGAAUGCAAGGAAAUGGAAGAGAAUGCUACUGCAAUGCAGUCCAGCGUUGAUUCAUUGGGCGACGACAUACAAAAGUUGACUUCUGAAUGAAUUUUUUUCAUUAAUGAAAGAAACAACCUUCUUUUUCAAAUAUGUUUAUGUUUUUUUUUCAUAUAAACUUGUACGGUAGUUCCCCUUUUUUAUUUAAAAUUAUUCUUUAGGUACUAUUUAAAAACCAUGUGUGUUUGAAAGUGUGCUCGUGUGUGAUGUAAUCGAAUAUCCCUUCAUAAUACUACCUAUAUAAUACUUUCCUAUACUUUUUCUCAAUGGUGGAUUUUAAUCAAAUCCCGGAACUACCUACCUACCUAUCAAAUACAUCGUGUUACUUGAAUAUAAAAAUAAACUGUCAUUCACUAAUG
This is a messenger RNA of Myzus persicae (green peach aphid), 1203 nucleotides long. RefSeq lists its product as uncharacterized. The transcript is spliced from 6 exons. Bases 242 to 895 code for a protein of 217 amino acids. NCBI's taxonomy places the organism in Eukaryota, Metazoa, Arthropoda, Insecta, Hemiptera, Aphididae. The record is from RefSeq and is a predicted model, not a curated record.